Pyricularia oryzae 70-15 is the source of this 3454-nucleotide messenger RNA. RefSeq names its product C6 zinc finger protein. Gene Ontology annotation, molecular function: zinc ion binding; DNA-binding transcription factor activity, RNA polymerase II-specific; DNA binding. The record is from RefSeq and is a predicted model, not a curated record. The transcript has 4 exons. Bases 429 to 2690 code for a protein of 753 amino acids. NCBI's taxonomy places the organism in Eukaryota, Fungi, Ascomycota, Sordariomycetes, Magnaporthales, Pyriculariaceae. Gene Ontology annotation, biological process: DNA-templated transcription; regulation of DNA-templated transcription.
CCCUCGUCUUGUCCUAUUUUUCCAUACUCCGGCCCGAAUACAGAUCGCUAGAGAAUCUGGAGUUCCCCCGCGAAUUGCCUCGUCGGUCGUGCGCUUUUUUAUAUUUUUAUUGACAACAACUUUAAUCGACACAAAAAAGGCCCGUUGCAACUGGUACACAACAGUCUGAAGGCGAAUAGCCGGGAACCCUGCGAACCGGUUCGAGCGGGCAGAGACCUCCGAUGUGCCUGAUCUAGAGACGCGCGCGGCGACUCAAGGUACAACCCGAGGCUUUGCGUCCCAUCUUCGACUCGACUACCACAGCGACUAGGUGUGGGGUUCAAAGAACAAAGGAACAUCCAAGGCACCGAUCGUUUUAGCCAGCGAGAAACUUUUUUUGGACUUUUUUUUUUGUUACUUUCCUUACAGCAAAAACAAGACAGCCAAACAUGACGACUGCCGUGAAGAGGGCGUGUGACGCCUGCCACCGUCGCAAAGUCAAAUGCGACGGCAUCAACCCGUGCAGAAACUGCUCGUCUGCCCAGCUCUCGUGCACCUACAAUGCGAUUCCACAGAAAAAGGGGCCCAAGGGCUCGCGAGCCAAGGUCAUCAGCGAACUUCGAGAAACGCAACGUCAGACAAGCCUGGCAACGAAAGUACAUAACCGCCUCAAUGGCGCCCCGAGUCCACCGGCAAGCCCGGCGCCGGCACCAUCUCGCGGUCUGUUGACCAAGGAGAUGGUCAGCGCGUGUAUCGAGUUCUACUUCGCCAACAUGUUCUCCAUCAUACCUAUUCUGAACCGACAGCAAGUCGAACACGACCUUGGUGUAUGGGAGACCGAUCCCGAGACGUACAGCCUCAUGACGUCCCUUUGCGCCUUCAUGAUGCUCCAGCCUGGCAUGUCGAUGCCAGGUGGCGACCCUUAUGGCCUGGAUGCGCAACCCGGAGCCAGCAUUGUGUCAGCUCGUCUGCUUAUGGAGGAGACAUCCCGCGUGCGCCGACUUUACGAUCAUCUCGAGAAGCCAAGCCUUAACAGCGUCUGCACUAGCUACUUUCUUUUCGCGUGCCAUUACGGAUUGGAGGAGCAUGAUAGGGCUUGGUAUCAUCUGCGUGACGCUCUAACCGUUACGCUCAUGUUUGGGAUGAACAAGGAGGAAUCGUACCUUACUGUGGACAACGCUACUGCUUCACGGUGGAGGCGCCUCUACUGGUUGCUCUACAUGACAGAAAGGUCCUACGCCAUACAACGCGGCCGUCCGCUGUCACUGCAGGCCACUGUUAACUUGCCGACACUGGGAGAUGGGCCGAUGGAUCCUUUCGGAACUCAACUGAGCAGUUUCUUGCUUCUGAUAACUAUAUUCCGGCAGUUCGACGACCAGUUCACAAAUCUUUGGUGCAAGAGCAGGAACAACUGCUCGUCCAGCUAUAUCAACACACUGCACAAGAACUUCAACGAGGUGUUGCCACACUACCUAAACAACGUAGACCCCCAGCUGGCUGAUGCUCGAAACAACCAGGCUUGGCUCAAAAACCUUAUUUGGCAGCUGAGCAUGGCCAAGACCCAGAACGUCAGCGAUACGACAGUUCAAUAUCCCGUGGAUCUGCAACGAGAGCUCGUGGCAAUGACCGGAGCCUUCUCUACCCAGAACACGGAGUUGAUAAACGCCGGCUUUAUUGAAAAACUUUGCGAAACCUCUUCGUCUCUGAUUGACGUCUUGACAGUUCAGCCUGCAACCCAAAACCCAUUUAGCCCGUUCAAUCCCCGCGAGACCUUGCAGCAGAUUUUCAACCUCGUUGGAGUCAUUCGAAAAGACGAGUCCCGGUUCUUGCCACUGCUUCUCUGCAAGAUGCACGAGGUUAUCCCUCGCCUCAUUAGUCCGAUGCUUCAGCACAUGCCUGACAACAUGUGCAGCGUCGAUAUUUUUGAUGGCUUUGGCAACGCAGGGAUGGGCCAGCCAAGCACGAUGCAGAUGGAUGACUUCGACUACAGAUUCCCGGAGCCAUCGAUCAAGACGGAGCCUGGGACUUCGUCAGGCGCAAGCGUUCCCUCAGUCACAGAUAUGCACUCGCCAUUCAGUAGUUCGCCGCCUGUGAUAUCUCCUCAAGUCGAGUACCCGCAAGGGAUCACACAGGAUUUCAAUCCCAUAUCGGACAUGAUGAGCCCUGUUGGUCCUGGCCAACAGCUGAAUGGACCUGGAGGCAUGGGAUCUCAUCAGACACAGCACCGCAUGCCGCAGCCACCGCCGCAGCAGCAUCAUCAAUAUACACCGACUUCGGCUCACAACCAUCCUCCUAAACCAACAAUUCAAACAAUGGGUCAUAACAUGUCUACCCAUCAUCAAAAUAGCCUCCAUGGCGGAAUCAAUCAGCCAUCCAACAUACCAGGCCAGCAUCCGUUACCGCAACAGCCCCUUACCAGUGCCGCCGUAAGAGGACCCCAGCCGUUCAGUCCUGCAGGAGCAAUGAAUCAUUCGAUCAUGCCGGGUGGACCCGCUAUGUUAAUGCGGCCACAGCCACCCCAGCGAUCAAAUAGUUUUGCAAUGCCUCCCCCAUCGAACAAUACACAACUGAGAACUGUUGGGGACUUUCAAACCCUGCAGAGGACCAACUCUGACAUGAGCGUCUUGACCAACUCAAUGGGUGUAUCCAUGGGAGGUGGUGGCGGAGGUAUGAUGGGCACUGAAAUUGAUUUUAACACGUUGUCGAGGUAGUACAGGUUAUUGAGGAGUCUAGCCGAGCCUUGGCGACUCCCAAAAUAACUUCCUGGUCAAGGUCUCCUCGAAGCAUUACACGUCUGACUCAAUUCUGAGUUAUACUCACCUCGACACUCCCCCAAUCCUUCGGGUUCUUAUACACGAUACCCCCUUUUCCCAAACAAGCGUUUUGUUGACUGGUUUUCUGCUCUUGUGAUCUCUCUUUCGUCUAUAUUUCCUUUGUCAGGCUGGUUUAUUUGGUUGGGUGAAUUUGAGUUUGGGCGUCCAAGGAUAUACGGUCUUGCGUCUCCUCUGCUCCGAGGCAGGCGGUUCUAAAAAGGAUGCAUGUGAGGAUAACUUUCUUGGUGUUUCAACCUGCCCUGUAUAGUGGAACUUUGGGUUUUUUUUCCUUUCCUUUGUGUGAACAUAUCUAUAUCUGUUCCUGGCUGUGGUCUGACAGACUUGGCACAUUAUAUCAGAAUGGUGGAGAAGACUCUUUGAGGAGAGGUCAAGGGAUAUGGGGAAGGUAUUUCCUUUGUUGAUUGCUUGGAGGUGAUUGUAGCGGCGGACUUGUUGGAGUGAAAGUCGGUUGAUAUUAGGUUUAUUGAGGGAUUCCAGAGUAUCUAUCUUUCGAGAGGAAAGGUUAAUUUUGGAUAUGGAAGACGGUAUAUAUAACACUUCGGUGGUUUAUAUAGAUGGUUCGACACUUGGCAGUGUGCCAUGGACAAGUUGGUCGAUGGAUUCAUAGAGAUUAGGUUCGAAUCAAUUCGUUGCCAAGUAUA